Messenger RNA from Solanum lycopersicum (tomato), 4727 nucleotides. RefSeq names its product disease resistance protein Roq1-like. The record is from RefSeq and is a predicted model, not a curated record. Gene Ontology annotation, molecular function: ADP binding. Gene Ontology annotation, biological process: defense response; signal transduction. NCBI's taxonomy places the organism in Eukaryota, Viridiplantae, Streptophyta, Magnoliopsida, Solanales, Solanaceae.
UUGAAGAUCACUUUAAAGCCUAAUAUGAUAUUAUCUUAUACCAAUUCAUAAAAUUUUGGAUGAAUUGAGCAAACCAACAACUUUUGGGUCAUAUUUGACACCCUUAUUAAGGACCAUAUUUUAUAUUCAGUCACUAAAUUAAGAUAACCUUUUUCUUGUAGUCUUAUAAAGAUGAUAACAUUGGAUUUUUUUAAAUGAUUGUUACUCUUUUCGUAAGCACAUAUAUCUAAAUCCACCAAAAUUCGAGAAAAAAAAAAUAUUCCAAGAAUUAAAUUAGUUCAAUUCGAUUAGAUUUUUCAAUAUUUAUGCCCAUUCCUAUCCCUUAUUUUUGUGUGUUGACUACGUAAGGAAUCACAAGUCCCUAAAAAAAUUUCAACGUGGAGGGAUUGUUUUUGAGGGUGUGAUAUUAUAAUAGUUGACUUGCUAAUUAUUCUCUCUUUCAUUUAUGAAAAAUAAUAUGACAUUGAUUCUUGCCCUUUGGUUCAUGCAACUCUGCAAAGGUGGACCUAGGGCAGGUUCAACUAAAUUCAUGGCUUUUGCUCGAACUGUAUAUUUACGAUUGGUAUAAUACAUAAACGUGUCCUUUAAUUUAGCUUCAGCUAACAUUAAUGCCCUCCAAGUUUCGGUAUGCGUUGUGCAUAAGUAAACACUUAAACUCGAAUAAAAUUAAACAAGUAAACACAUGUAUCCUAUGUGGCAUAACACACAUAGACCACCACGUAGGACACAAAUUGACAUGUAGAAUGCUAUGUAGGACGGAUAUGCCUACUUGUUCAACUUUAUACAAGUUCAAUGACUUACUUGUGCACAUCCGAAAUUGGACUACAUAGAUCUCAGCUGAGGCUGAGUAAAUAAUAAGAUCAUACUUAUUCUGGACGUCCUGCUGAAUCAGAUAUGAGUCAUUAGUUGACUUGAGCAGAAAGAGGAAAAUUGAAUACUUUGUUGUUCUUAUUUGCAUAUUUUUGGUAUCUCAAUGGAUGGAUUGGCUGAAACAGGAUCUUCUUCUUCUUUGUGGCCAUGCACUUAUGAUGUUUUCUUAAGUUUUAGAGGAGAGGAUGUACGGAAGAACUUCGUCGAUCAUCUAUAUACAGCUUUGCAGCAAAGAGGAAUUCACACUUUCAAAGAUGAUGAAAAACUUGAAAGAGGGAAAUCUAUUUCACCUUCACUUUUCAAAGCUAUCGAAGAAUCGAUGAUUUCCAUCAUCAUAUUCUCUCAAAACUAUGCUGCUUCUUCAUGGUGUCUAGAUGAGCUUGUUAAGAUCACUCAAUGCAUGAAACUCAGGGGACAGAUUGUUCUUCCUGUCUUCUAUGACGUGGAUCCAUCUGUCGUAAGAAAACAAAAGGCAAACGUUGGUGAGUUCUUCGCUAGGCAUGAGUUAGAUUUCAAAGAUGAUGAAGAAAGGGUGAAGAGAUGGCGUACUGCUAUGACAGAAGCAGCAAAUGUAUCUGGUUGGGAUUUGCCAAAUAUUGCUAACGGGCACGAAUCAAAGUGUAUCGAGCAAGUUGUAGAAUGUGUCAUGGAGAUAUUAGGUCAUACUGCUUCUGAUGCUACUGAAAAUCUUGUUGGAAUACGCUCAAGAAUGGGGACAGUGUAUUCCUUGUUGAAUCUGGAGUCUGGUAAAGUUCAAUUCGUUGGAAUAUGGGGAAUGAGCGGAAUAGGGAAAACAACUAUAGCAAGAGCCAUCUACGACAAGAUUUUCCGUUACUUUCAAGGUGCUACUUUCCUUCAUGAAGUUGGAGAAACUUCAGCCAAACAUGGUAUCCAACAUUUGCAGCAGAUACUUCUUUCUGAGCUACUUCUGUUAAAAGAUCUAAGAAUAAACAAUGUAUUUGAAGGAACCAGCUUGGUAAGAAGACGACUAAAUGGGAAACGAGUCCUAAUUGUUCUUGAUGAUGUCAAUCAUGGAAACCAGUUAGAUGCCCUAGCUAAAAGCCAUGACUGGUUUGGUGCAGGCAGUAUAAUCAUCAUAACAACAAAGGAUAAGCAGUUGCUUCGUCAAUAUAACGUGGACAAAAUGUAUAAAGUGAGUCUGUUAAACACUGAUGAAAGUAUUGAACUCCUUAGUUCGUAUGCAUUCCAGAAUCGCCUUCCUAAAAGUGGAUAUGGAGAGAUCAUAGCUGAAGUUGUUCGGUAUGCUGGUGGUCUUCCAUUAGCUCUUAAAGUUUUGGGUUGCUCUCUGUAUGGCGGAGGCAUGAUUGAAUGGAGAGAAACAGUGGAGAGACUAAAACGAAUUCCAGAAGGCGAAAUUGUAGAAAAACUCAAAGUAAGUUUCAAUAGACUAAGUGAGACCGACCAAAAGAUCUUCUUAGAUAUUGCAUGUUUCUUUAAAGGGAAGAAGAAAGGUUCUGUCAUUAGAAUUCUUCGUAGUUUCAGUUUUACUCCUGUCCUUGGCAUAAGAAAUCUCAUCGAAAAAUCUCUUGUAACUGUUUCAAAAGGUAGGAUUGUGAUGCAUCAGUUGAUCCAAGAGAUGGGUUGGCAUAUUGUUCGCAAAGAAGCUUCAAACAAUCUUGGCAAGUAUACUAGGCUCUGGUCUCCCGAUGAUAUUCUUCAUGUACUAUCUGAAAAUAAGGCCACAGAAGCUGUGGAAGGCAUAUGGUUGCACUUACCUAUUCCGAAAGACAUAAAUGUUGGUGCAGAAGCCUUCAAACAAACGUACAACCUGAGGCUGCUCAAGAUACACAAUGCAAGUGUCUCUGUAGCUCCAGAUGAUCUUCCUAAUAAAUUGAUAUGGCUUCAUUGGCAUGGCUACCCAAUGAAGUCACUUCCAGCAAGUUUUCAAGCAGAAAGGCUUGUUUGUCUGAAAAUGCAGUAUAGCCGCGUUGUACACUUGUGGAAGGGAGUAAAAUUACUACACAAACUGAAGUUUCUCAACCUUAGUCACUCUCAAAAGCUAGUCAGCUGUCCAGAUUUCACGGGGGUGCCCAAUCUCGAGAAGUUGGUUCUUGAAGAUUGUUCGAGUAUAAUUGAGAUCCAUCCUUCCGUGGGAUAUCUCAAAAAUCUUGUUCUACUAAACCUGAAGAACUGCAAGAAUCUUAAGAGCCUUCCAAACAUUAUUCGAUUGGAUAAUCUUGAGACUUUAAUUCUUUCUGGCUGCUUGAAACUCGAAAAUUUCCCAGAAAUCAUGAGUGACAUGAAUUGCUUAUCUGAGGUCUACUUGGAAGCUACAGAUGUAAAAGAGUUGCCUUCUUCAAUUGAACACCUCACUGGCCUUCGAUUGAUGAAUCUAGGCUACUGCAGGAAUCUUACAAAUUUACCAACAACCAUAGGCAGAUUAAAAUCUCUUAGGAUUCUUAUUCUCUCUGGAUGUUCAAAGCUAGAAAAGUUGCCAGAGGAACUGGGACAUAUAGAAAUCUUAGAGGAACUCUAUUGCGACGAAACUGCCAUUCAAAGCCCACCUUCAUCCAUUACACUAUUGAAGAACCUUAAGACCUUAUCUUUUCAUGGAUGUAAAGGCAUGGUAUCUCAGUCAUGGAGUUCACUUUUCUAUGCAUGGCUUCAGCCAAGAAAACAUAAUCACAAGCCAACAAGUCUGAUGUUUUCUUCCUUUUCUGGUUUAUUUUCUUUGAGGAAAUUGGAUCUUAGUGACUGUUGUAUGUUGGAUGAAGGAAUUCCUAGUGAUCUUGGAUGUUUGUCUUCUUUGGUUGAGCUAAAUCUUAGUGGGAAUAAUUUUGUGGAUAUCUCUCAAGCAAGUCUCAACAUGCUUCCGCGGCUCAGAAUCCUUGAGCUAGUGGGUUGUGAGAGGCUUGAAAGGUUGCCAGAACUUCCAACAACAAUUGAGGAAGUUUUUGCAGAUAAUUGUACAUCCCUGAUGACCGAUGACAUGGGAAUAUUGACCAACUACAAGAUGUUACAGCGAAUAUCGUUCACUAAUUGUGUUGGACUACUGCAGAAUCAGCAGACGCGUGACAUGGCUACCUCAUUGUGGCUUCACCUAUUCAAGAAGUGCAUUGUUAAAAGUGGUCACUUUAGCAUUUACCUACCUGGAGAACAAGUUCCAGAAUGGUUUGGCUACAAACUCAAUGGAACUUCAGUUUCACUGCAGCUGCCAAACGAUUGGUACAAUGAUAAAUUCAUGGGAUUUGCCAUCUGUGUGGUGUCUGACCAAGAAACAACAUGGUUAUCAGUUCAUGAAGGUUACCUACAGGAAAUGCCAGGCAUUUCGAUUGAGUUUACAAUCAAAAGCCACCUACGGAGGAGCACGAGUUGCCUAAUGAACAUUGGUUUUGUAGGGACAAACAAGAAUGUUGCUUCAGAUCACACAUGCCUUGCCUAUGUGGCAUUUGAAGAAUACUGGUCAAUGUACAAAAACCACUUAGACACCCCAAACAAUUGGUAUCAAAUCGAUUUUUCUGCAAACUCAUUGAGGAAACAUAUAUUCCUAAAAAGUUGGGGAAUUCGUCUAGUGUACACUGAUGACUUACAGAGUUUCACAUCUUGAGCGAUUUCCAGAUGAGGUGUGUUCUCUCUGCUUUAUAUGCAUGCCUGGCUUUUGUAAGUAUUUUGAAAAUAAUAAAGCAAAUGUUAUACUAAAACAUCUCAACCCCAUAUAUUAACAAAGUGCAAACGUUGAUCAAAGAGAUACGAACAUAAUCAGCAACUUGAACCAGAAAAAAGGACUGCAUUACCACACAUUAUUAAUCAACAUAACAAUGAUGGAAAAACACACAAUCUCGAUAUCUCUUUGAUAAGGUACACACAAUCUUGGUAUAUAUGCGAAAGAAAAGAAA